AUGCAGGAGUCCCUGCCCAUCAGAGCCUGCCGCAUCACAGUCGCCUGCCCAUCAGAGCGCUGCGCCAUCAGAGCUGCCUUAUCAGAGCCGUGCCCUCAGAGUCCCCUGCCCCAUGAGAGUCCUGCCCAUCAGAGUCCGGCCCCCGCGCCGUGCCGCGCAUCGUCGCGCCCCGCACCAGCACCCCCCCCACCGGCACCCGCGGCCCCGUCGCCCGCUGCUACCGCCUGCUGCGCCUCCGGCCCUCGCCCCCGUGGCCCGCCCUCAGCGCCCCAGCUCUCGUCUCGCGCCCCGCCCGACCCCGGGCCUCGCCACUCGCCCCCCAGCCGCUCCCCUCCCCCUGCCGGGCCCCGGCGCCCCGGCCCCCCGGCGCGGCGCCCCCCCUCACUCUCGCCGUCACCCCCGCCGCGCUCCUCCUCCCCACGCCAGCACCCGCUGCCGCCCAGCCGGCCACCCGCCCCGCCCGCCCACCCGCCCGUCCCGCCCCCGCCUUGGCCCGCCCGCUCCACGCAGCGAUUGCCCGCGGCGCCUCCCCCCCCCCCCUCCGCGGGCGCCCCCCCCCCCUCUCCCCGUGCGCUCCGCCGCCCCUCCCUCCCCCCCGCUGCACCCCCCACCGAUGGGACCCCCUGCCUGCGGGUCCCCCCAUCACGCCUCCGGCAGGUCGCCCCGUUCCUAGCACCCACCGCUGUCCCCGCCCGCCGACCCCCUUCCCCUACCCAUCAGAAGCCCAUAACCCAUCAGAGCCUGCCAUGCAUGGUCCCUGCCCAUCAGAGCCUGCCCAUCAGAGUCCCUGCCGAUCAUAGAGCCUGCCUAUCAGAGCCGCUGCCCAUCAGAGUCCUGCGCCCAUCAGAGUCCUGCCCAUCAGAGUCCCUCCCCAUCAGAAGUCCUGCCAUGACAGAGCCUGCCCAUCAGAGCCUUGGCCCUGCAUCAGAGCCCUGCCCAUCAGAGUCCCUGCCCAUGCAGAGUCCCUGCCACAUCAGAGUCCAGCUGCCCGAUCAGAGUCCCCUGACCCAUCAGAAGUCCCUGCCAUCUAGAGCCCUGCCCAUCAGAGCCUGCUGCGCCAUCAGAGCCCUGCCCAUCAGAGCCCCUGCCAUCAGAGCCUGCCAUCAGAGUCCUGCCCUCGAGCCUUGCCCAUCAGAGCUGCCCAUCAGAGCCCUGCCCUCAGAGCCUGCCAUCAGAAAGCCUGCCAAUCAGAGCCUGCCCCAUCAGAGCCUGCCCAUCGAGAGCCUGCCCAUGCAAAGUCCUGCCCAUCAGAGCUCGCAUGCAGAGUCCCUGCCACAGAGUCCCUGCCCAUCAGAGCCUGCCCAUCAGAGCAUGCCCAUGCAGACCCUGCCCAUCCAGAGUCCUGCCAUCGAGCCUGCACAUCAGAGUCUGCCAUCAGAGCCUGCCCAUCAGAGCCUGCCAUCAGAGCUGCGCAUUCAGAGUCCCAUGCCCAUCAGAGCCUGGCCCAAUCAGAGCCCUGCCCAUCAGAGCCUGGCCCAUCAGAGUCCCUGCCCAGAUCAGCGUCCUGCCCAUCAGAGUCCCUGCCCUCGCAGAGCGUUCCCAUCAGAGCUGCCAUCAGAGGUCCUUGCCGCAUCAGAGCUGCCAAUCAGAGCCUGCCCAUCAGAGCCUGCCCAUCAGAGCUCCUCAUCAGAGUCGCCUGCCCAUCAGAGCGCCCGAGCUGCCCAUCAGAGGCCUGCCCAUCAGAGCCUGCCCAUCAGAGGCUGCCACAACCAGAGCCUGCCCCAUCAGAGCCUGCCCAUCAGAAACCUGCCCAUCAGAGAGCCUGCCCAUCAGAGUUCCCUGCCCAUUCAGAGCCGCCCUGCCCAUCAGAGUCCCUGCCCAUCAGAGUCCCUGCCCAUCAUGAGUCCUCUGCCCAUCAGAGGAGCCUGCCCAUCAGAGCCUGCCCAUCAGAGCCUGCCCAUCAGGAGCCUGCCCCUCAGAGCCCCGCCCUCAGAGCCCCAUGCCCAUCAGAGCCCUGCCCAUAAGACCCUGCCCAUCAGAGCCUCCAUCAGAGCCUGCCUAUCAGAGCCUUCCCUAUAG
Salvelinus sp. IW2-2015 is the source of this 2019-nucleotide messenger RNA. NCBI's taxonomy places the organism in Eukaryota, Metazoa, Chordata, Actinopteri, Salmoniformes, Salmonidae. The record is from RefSeq and is a predicted model, not a curated record.